GGCGCGCGAGCGGAGCGGUGUGGGGCUCGAGGGCGCGUCCACGUGGCCGGCGGGCGGCCACCCGGAGCCAGCGGCGGCGGAGGGACAGGCCCACCCCCGGGGCAGCCGCCGGCCAUGCCCGCCGUCGGCCUCCUCCUGCUGUUCCUCCUUGCCAUGGGGCGGGCCCUGGGUGGCAGCACGCCGCCCUUCCCUGCCUUCUCAGUGACGGACACCUCGCUCACCCACCUGGCCGUGCACCGGGUGACCGGGGAGGUGUUUGUGGGCGCGGUGAAUCGCGUCUUCAAGCUGGCCCCCAACCUGACCGAGCUGCGGGUCCACGUCACGGGGCCCGUCGAGGACAACGCUCGCUGCUACCCACCCCCCAGCAUGCGUGUCUGUGCCCACCGCCUGGCGCCUGUGGACAACGUGAACAAGCUGCUGCUCAUCGACUACGCAGCCCGCCGCCUGGUGGCCUGCGGCAGCAUCUGGCAGGGCAUCUGCCAGUUCCUGCGCCUGGACGACCUCUUCAAGCUGGGCGAGCCCCACCACCGCAAGGAGCACUACCUGUCGGGGGCCCAGGAGCCUGACUCCAUGGCGGGCGUCAUCGUGGAGCAGGGCCAGGGGCCCAGCAAGCUGUUCGUGGGCACCGCCGUGGAUGGCAAGUCUGAGUACUUCCCCACCCUGAGCUCCCGAAAGCUCAUCGGCGACGAGGACGGCGCCGACAUGUUCAGUCUGGUGUACCAGGACGAGUUCGUCUCCUCUCAGAUCAAGAUCCCCUCAGACACGCUGUCCUUGUACCCAGCCUUCGACAUCUACUACGUCUACGGCUUUGUGAGCGCCUCCUUCGUGUACUUCCUGACACUGCAGCUGGAUACCCAGCAGACACUGCUGGACACGGCGGGCGAGAAGUUCUUCACGUCCAAGAUCGUGCGCAUGUGCUCGGGGGACUCGGAGUUCUACUCGUACGUGGAGUUCCCCAUCGGCUGCUCUUGGCGCGGCGUGGAGUACCGCCUGGUGCAGAGCGCCCACCUGGCCAAGCCCGGCCUGCUGCUGGCCCAGGCCCUGGGUGUGCCGGCCGACGAGGACGUCCUCUUCACCAUCUUCUCUCAGGGCCAGAAGAACCGGGCCAGCCCGCCGCGGCAGACCGUCCUCUGCCUCUUCACCCUCAGCAGCAUCAAUGCCCACAUCCGGCGCCGCAUCCAGUCCUGCUACCGUGGGGAGGGCACGCUGGCCCUGCCUUGGCUGCUGAACAAGGAGCUGCCCUGCAUCAACACCCCCAUGCAGAUAAAUGGAAACUUCUGCGGGCUGGUGUUGAACCAGCCGCUGGGCGGCCUGCACGUGAUCGAGGGGCUGCCCCUGCUAGCCGACAGUACCGAUGGCAUGGCCAGUGUGGCCGCCUACACCUACCAGCAGCACUCUGUGGUCUUCAUCGGCACCCGCGGCGGCAGUCUGAAGAAGGUACGGGUCGACAGCUCUCAGGAGGCCCACCUGUAUGAGACGGUGCCUGUGGUGGAUGGCAGUCCCAUACUCCGUGACCUGCUCUUCAGCCCCGACCACCGGCACGUCUACCUCCUGAGCGAGAAGCAGGUGAGCCAGCUCCCGGUGGAGACCUGCGAGCAGUACCCAAGCUGUGCGGCCUGCCUGGGCUCGGGGGACCCGCACUGCGGCUGGUGCGUGCUGCAGCACAGAUGCUGCCGCCAUGGGGCCUGUCCAGGCGCCUCGGCCCUGCAUGGCUUCGCCAAGGAGCUGAGCAAGUGUGUCCAGGUGCGGGUCCGGCCCAACAACGUGUCAGUGACAUCGCCUGGGGUGCAGCUGACCGUGGCCAUAAGCAACGUGCCGGACCUCAGUGCGGGCGUGAGCUGCGCCUUCGAGGAGGUGACCGAGAGCGAGGCCGUCCUGCUGCCCUCUGGAGAGUUACACUGUCCAUCGCCUUCCCUGCAGGAGCUCCGGGCUCUCACCCGGGGGCACGGGGCCACGCGCACCGUGCAGCUGCAGCUGCUCUCCAAGGAGAGCGGCGUGAGGUUUGCCGGGGCCGACUUUGUCUUCUACAACUGCAGCGUCCUCCAGUCGUGCAUGUCCUGCGUCGGCAGCCCUUACCCCUGCCACUGGUGUAAGUACCGCCACGUGUGUACCAGCCACCCCCAUGAGUGCUCCUUCCAGGAGGGCAGGGUCCACAGCACCGAGGGCUGCCCUGAGAUCCUGCCCAGUGGGGACCUCCUGAUCCCAGUAGGCGUCAUGCAGCCUCUCACCCUGCGGGCCAAGAACCUGCCGCAGCCCCAGUCGGGCCAGAAGAACUACGAGUGCGUGGUCCGGGUGCAGGGGCGGCAGCAGCGGGUGCCUGCCGUGCGCUUCAACAGCAGCAGCGUGCAGUGCCAGAACGCCUCGUAUUCCUAUGAAGGUGAUGAGUAUGGUGACACCGAGCUGGACUUCUCCGUGGUCUGGGAUGGAGAUUUCCCCAUCGACAAGCCCGCUACCUUCCGAGGUGAGCGGCGGGAUGGGGCUGAGGAGCUCGCCUCCUGGGGCGGAGAAGGCACGUGCUGGGGCCGGGCCCACAGCGGGACCCUUCGUAGCUGCUCCCCAGCGGUGCCCUCUGUGCCCACAGCCCUCCUGUACAAGUGCUGGGCGCAGCGGCCCAGCUGUGGCCUCUGCCUCAAGGCUGACCCUCGCUUCAACUGUGGCUGGUGCAUCUCGGAGCAUAGGUGCCAGCUGCGGGCCCACUGCCCGGCCCCCAAGACCAACUGGAUGCACCCGAACCAGAAGGGCGCUCGCUGCAGCCACCCCCGCAUUGCCCAGAUCCACCCGCUCAUGGGGCCCAAGGAGGGAGGCACCCGGGUCACCAUCGUGGGCGAGAACCUGGGCCUCACCUCCCGAGACGUGGGCGUGCGGGUGGCCGGCGUGCGCUGCAACUCCAUCCCCGCCGAGUACGUCAGUGCCGAGAGGAUCGUGUGUGAGAUGGAGGAGUCUCUGGUGCCCAGCCCGCCACCGGGGCCCGCGGAGCUCUGCGUCAGCGACUGCUCGGCUGACUUCCGCACGCAGUCUGAGCAGCUCUACAGCUUCGUGACGCCCACGUUCGACCGCGUGAGUCCCAGUCGGGGCCCAGCCUCGGGGGGCACGCGAAUCACCAUUUCCGGCCAUUCUCUGGACGCCGGCAGCAGAGUCACAGUGACCAUGAGGGACGGCGAGUGCCAGUUCGUGAGGAGGGAUGCUGAAGCGAUCGUGUGCAUCUCGCCUGUCUCCACCCUGGGCCCGAGCCAGGCCCCCAUCACCCUGGCCAUCGACCGCGCCAACGUCUCCAGUCCCGGCGUCCUCUACACCUACACCCAGGACCCCACCGUCACUCGCCUCGAGCCCACCUGGAGCAUCAUCAAUGGAAGCACCGCCAUCACCGUGAGUGGGACCCACCUGCUGACGGUCCAGGAGCCCCGGGUCCGGGCCAAGUACCGAGGCAUCGAGACCACCAACACGUGCCAGGUGAUCAACGACACCGCCAUGCUGUGUAAGGCCCCCGGCAUCUUCCUGGGGCGGCCCCAGCCGCAGGCCCAGGGUGAGCACCCUGACGAGUUCGGCUUCCUGCUGGACCACGUGCAGACGGCCCGUUCCCUCAACCGGUCCUCCUUCACCUACUACCCCGACCCCAGCUUCGAGCCACUCGGGCCCUCUGGGGUCCUGGACGUCAAACCUGGCUCCCACAUAGUGCUGAAGGGCAAGAAUCUGAUCCCCGCGGCGGCCGGCAGCUCCCGCCUCAACUACACGGUGCUGAUCGGGGGCCAGCCGUGCACGCUCACCGUCUCGGACACGCAACUCCUGUGUGACUCCCCCAGCCAGACGGGCCGGCAGCCGGUCAUGGUGCUGGUGGGCGGCCUGGAGUUCUGGCUGGGCACCCUGCACAUCACGGCCGAUCGGGCGCUGACCCUGCCGGCUGUGGUGGGGCUGGCGGCGGGGGGCGGGCUCCUACUGCUGGCCAUCACCGCCGUGCUGGUCGCCUACAAACGCAAGACUCAGGAUGCCGACCGCACGCUCAAGCGCCUCCAGCUCCAGAUGGACAACUUGGAGUCCCGGGUGGCCCUGGAAUGCAAGGAAGCCUUCGCUGAGCUGCAGACAGACAUCAACGAGCUGACAAACCACAUGGAUGGCGUGCAGAUCCCCUUCCUGGACUACCGGACCUACGCCGUGCGCGUGCUCUUCCCGGGCAUCGAGGCCCACCCAGUGCUCAAGGAGCUGGAUACACCCCCCAACGUCGAGAAGGCCCUGCGUCUCUUUGGGCAGCUGCUGCACAGCCGCGCCUUCGUGCUCACCUUUAUCCACACUCUGGAGGCUCAGAGCAGCUUCUCCAUGCGCGACCGUGGCACCGUGGCCUCGCUCACGAUGGUGGCCCUGCAGAGCCGCCUCGAUUACGCCACGGGGCUCCUCAAGCAACUGCUGGCGGACCUCAUCGAGAAGAACCUCGAGAGCAAGAACCACCCAAAGCUGCUCCUGCGCAGGACCGAGUCGGUGGCUGAGAAGAUGCUCACCAACUGGUUCACCUUCCUGCUGCAUAAGUUUCUGAAGGAGUGCGCCGGGGAGCCGCUUUUCCUGCUCUACUGCGCCAUCAAGCAGCAGAUGGAGAAGGGCCCCAUCGACGCCAUCACGGGCGAGGCGCGCUACUCCCUGAGCGAGGACAAGCUCAUCCGCCAGCAGAUCGACUACAAGACGCUGACCCUGCACUGUGUGUGCCCGGAGAGCGAGGGCAGCGCUCAGGUCCCGGUGAAGGUUCUCAACUGUGACAGUAUCACCCAGGCCAAAGACAAGCUGCUAGAUGCUGUGUACAAGGGCAUCCCCUACUCUCAGCGCCCCAGAGCUGAGGACAUGGACCUAGAAUGGCGCCAGGGCCGCAUGGCCCGCAUCAUUCUCCAGGACGAGGAUGUCACCACCAAAAUCGAGUGUGACUGGAAGAGGGUCAACUCACUGGCCCACUACCAGGUGACAGACGGUUCCUUGGUGGCACUGGUGCCCAAACAAGUGUCAGCCUACAACAUGGCCAACUCCUUCACCUUCACCCGCUCUCUCAGCCGUUAUGAGAGCUUGCUCCGCACGGCCAGCAGCCCUGACAGCCUCCGCUCUCGGGCACCCAUGAUCACGCCUGACCAGGAGACGGGCACCAAGCUGUGGCACCUGGUGAAGAACCACGACCACGCCGACCACCGAGAGGGAGACCGAGGCAGCAAGAUGGUCUCGGAGAUCUACCUGACGCGGCUGCUGGCCACCAAGGGCACACUGCAGAAGUUCGUGGAUGACCUCUUCGAGACCGUGUUCAGCACGGCGCACCGGGGCUCGGCCCUGCCCCUGGCCAUCAAGUACAUGUUCGACUUCCUGGACGAGCAGGCCGACCAACGGCAGAUCAGCGAUCCCGACGUGCGCCACACCUGGAAGAGCAACUGCCUGCCCCUGCGCUUCUGGGUGAACGUGAUCAAGAACCCGCAGUUCGUCUUCGACAUCCACAAGAGCAGCAUCACGGACGCCUGCCUGUCGGUGGUGGCCCAGACCUUCAUGGACUCCUGCUCCACGUCCGAGCACCGCCUGGGCAAGGACUCCCCCUCCAACAAGCUGCUCUACGCCAAGGACAUCCCCAACUACAAGAGCUGGGUGGAGAGGUACUACCGGGACAUAGCCAAGAUGGCGUCCAUCAGCGACCAGGACAUGGACGCGUACCUGGUGGAGCAGUCCCGUCUCCACGCCAGUGACUUCAACGUCCUGAGCGCGCUCAGUGAGCUCUACUUCUACGUUACCAAGUACCGCCAGGAGGUUCUCACCGCUCUGGACCGAGAUGCCUCUUGCCGGAAGCAGAAGCUGCGCCAGAAGCUGGAACAGAUCAUCGGCCUCGCGUCCAGCAACAGCUGAGGGAGGCGGACCCCGUGAGGACGGGGCUUCUCAGUCCUGAGCCGUCCUCCCGUGCAGAGGGGCGUCUCCCGCCUGGGUCCCGGGGCUGAGCCCUGGAUCGGGUGGCAUGAGGUCACCGGGCCAAGAUGCCCUGGGCACAGCCGGGCCCCCGUCAUUAGUGCCUUGCUUUGGGCCCUGCGUGGGGAGGGGGUGACCGGACCAAGCCCCCCACCCCGGCAGCAGCAAUACCCCCGCCCUCCCACCCUCGUGCCGGGGGUUGUGGUCGCCCCUGCCCUCCUUGCUAUUUAUACCCCAACCACCUAUUUAUUUAAUUUAUCUCCACCUCACCGUCGUCUCCAUCUGUAAAUACGCGCCCCCUCCUCCCCCACCCCCCGGAGGUUGCCAGCCUCACUCACCUUCUCUCCUUGAGUCCUCCCGGCUCCCUUGUGACAGGGUCAGCCUUGGCCUAGCCUCUGGCCCCGCCCCCUUGCCCUGGCUGGCCCCACCCAUGCCGAGGACGGGGCCUCGGCACCAGCAGCCCUUGGGGCGGGUGAGGCACCGAAGUUGCCCUCGGACGGUGGCUCGGCCAAGGGGUCCCCCUGCGGCCACCGCAGCAGCCCCUCCAGACUUCUCGGGCCGGGACUGUACCCCCUCCCAGGGCCCCGUUCUCUCUCAGCGCCUGGAGAGCUUGAACCAGGCUCCUGCCAGGGCGUGAGCUGGGCCUGGGGGCACUGAACUCCCCAUCUCCGGGCCCUGCUGCCAAACCCCCUCGGUGUGGUUUGCGCGUCCGGACCCCUCAUCCUCCGCUGCCCUGUCCUGCGCCCGCCCCGAGGGGCAGAGGCGGCAGUGCCUUACUCCUUUGUCCUUCUGCCUCCUCGGAGGAAUCUGGCCCCGGCCCGCACUCCUGGAAACCCACUUGGCCCCUUUUUCUCUUUUUUGCAUGAGGUUUUCUUUGUCCUUGUAAUUUUUUUUCCUAAUU
Molecule: messenger RNA, 6814 nt
Organism: Eubalaena glacialis (North Atlantic right whale)
Lineage: Eukaryota; Metazoa; Chordata; Mammalia; Artiodactyla; Balaenidae
Gene: PLXNA3
Product: plexin A3
Exons: 32
Coding region: 115-5856 (1913 amino acids)
Biological process (GO): negative regulation of cell adhesion; regulation of cell migration; positive regulation of axonogenesis
Cellular component (GO): semaphorin receptor complex
Molecular function (GO): protein binding; semaphorin receptor activity
Source: RefSeq, a predicted model, not a curated record